AUGCUUCGCCAGAUCAUCAUUCAGGCCAAGAGGCGUCCCAGCUUGAUCCCCAUCUUCCUAUUUACUGGAGUGGGAGGUCCUGGAGCAGCACUGUAUGUCUUGCGCCUGGCAUUGUUCAAUCCAGAUGUCAGUUGGAACAGAAAGAAUAACCCAGAACCCUGGAACAAACUGGGUCCCAAUGAUCAGUACAAGUUCUACUCAGUGAAUGUAGAUUACAGCAAACUGAAGAAAGAAGGUCCAGACUUCUAAAUGAAAUGUUUCACUAUAGAACUGCUUAGAAUGAAGUUCUUCCAGAA
Messenger RNA from Balaenoptera musculus (blue whale), 296 nucleotides. Its product is annotated as cytochrome c oxidase subunit NDUFA4-like. Lineage: Eukaryota; Metazoa; Chordata; Mammalia; Artiodactyla; Balaenopteridae. The coding region runs from base 1 to 249 and encodes 82 amino acids. The transcript has a single exon. The record is from RefSeq and is a predicted model, not a curated record.